AUCCUUUAUCUAUCUAUCUUGUUGAAAGUUUUAAUAUGAACAUGUAGCGAGCGUGAAUGAAGGCAUCAUUAUGCUCCGUUGAGUACAACUUGGUCAUUGUCAAGAGAUUGACAUGGCAGCUAAAAAUGGGUACUCAAGUGAAAGACGUCUUCAUUAGUCCUGACGCCCCCCACACUCUCCUGCUGGACAAACAUGCAGACUACAUCGCUGCUUAUGGCUCCAAAAAGGAUGACUAUGAGUACACGCUGUCUGAGUACCUGCGAAUGAGCGGCAUCUACUGGGGUCUGACGGUGAUGGACCUGAUGUCCCAGCUGCCGCGCAUGAACCGCCAGGAGAUUGUGGAUUUCAUCACGGCGUGUCAGCACGAAUGCGGCGGCGUUGGCGCCAGCAUUGGCCAUGACCCGCACUUGCUCUACACGCUCAGCGCCGUGCAGAUUCUGUGCUUGUAUGACAGCGUGGACGCACUGGACGUGGACAAAAUUGUGGAGUACGUCAAAGGGCUGCAGCAGGCCGACGGAUCAUUUGCAGGAGAUAAAUGGGGUGAAAUCGACACAAGAUUUUCCUUCUGCGCAGUGGCCACCCUUUCGUUACUGGGCAAGAUGGACGCCAUCGACGUGGACAAGGCGGUGGAGUUCGUCUUGUCCUGUAUGAACUUCGACGGUGGUUUCGGCUGCAGGCCCGGGUCCGAGUCUCACGCCGGUCAGAUUUACUGCUGCACGGGCUUCCUGUCGCUGACAGGUCAGCUGCACCAGCUCAACGCCGACCUGCUAGGCUGGUGGCUCUGUGAGAGGCAGCUGCCGUCAGGCGGCCUCAAUGGGCGGCCCGAGAAGCUUCCGGACGUUUGCUACUCCUGGUGGGUUCUGGCAUCUCUCCGGAUCAUUGGCAAGAUCCACUGGAUCGACAAGGACAAACUGCGCUCCUUCAUCCUGGCCUGCCAAGACGAGGAGACGGGAGGCUUUGCCGACCGACCGGGAGAUAUGGUGGACCCGUUUCACACUCUAUUUGGUAUCGCCGGACUCUCCCUGCUGGGAGAUGAGAAGAUCAAGGCAGUGAAUCCUGUACUGUGCAUGCCCGAGGACGUGUUGCAGAAGCUCGGCCUGAAGCCGGAGCUCCUCAGCUAACCCUCGUAUGUUAAUUUGUUACACUCGCACGGACACACUCCGAAAUUGUCAUCACUAAACAUUCCUGUCUGUGAAACUUAUCAUCAAACAAUAUUGAAAUCCGAUAUCACACAAGGAUUCUCGUUUCCAUCCAUUUCCAAAAACGGC
Messenger RNA from Hippocampus comes (tiger tail seahorse), 1268 nucleotides. RefSeq names its product Rab geranylgeranyltransferase subunit beta (gene rabggtb). Gene Ontology annotation, cellular component: Rab-protein geranylgeranyltransferase complex. Bases 57 to 1121 code for a protein of 354 amino acids. The transcript has 9 exons. The record is from RefSeq and is a predicted model, not a curated record. Gene Ontology annotation, biological process: protein geranylgeranylation. Gene Ontology annotation, molecular function: Rab geranylgeranyltransferase activity. NCBI's taxonomy places the organism in Eukaryota, Metazoa, Chordata, Actinopteri, Syngnathiformes, Syngnathidae.